CUUACAAACACGAUGUAAAACAAUAUCCUUAGAAUCCGGUUUGAAAAAAAAAAUAUAUAUAUAUCUGAGGAGGGUAGAAAUUUUCAUCUGUUAUUUUACCCUGCCAUGAAAAUCGGAUACUGUCCUGUCGAUAGGGAGUUUGCGAAAUUAUGCCAAGUGUAGGGAAUCGGAAAAAGUAGAGCAAGCACCGUGCACGGCCUCGUUUUCCACGUUCGGGAAAAUUGUUGUUUGUUGUUUGUAUAAGAAGGGAAAAAGUGCGAAAUUCAAUGUGUGUUGGUUUCACAACUUGACCUGCCUCUCUCAGUGCUACUUUAUUAUAGAUGGCAUGUGUGUGUAUAAUAUUUAUGGUAAAUAGUUGGAAAAAGUUCGCUUGAAUGAUGGAUACAACUUUUCCAUCCCGUUUCCAUGUAAUGCGGUCGUGUCGCGUUUGUUACGGGUGAAAGUCUGAUUUUUCCAUCGGCUCGGAAUACUGUGCGCUCCAUCAGCUGUUCCGCUCCGUAAUUUUCUUCUUCAGUUGAUUCCCUCGGAUUCUUUCUUAGGAUAAUCGUAUUGCGAAUUAAUACAAAAUGCUUAUUGGAAUUAGAAUAUUCGCCACAUGGAUUAUAUUCCUCACUAGUGGAUACCAGUCUAAGGCUCAGUUGCCGACUGAAAAGAUACCGCUCGGUGCUAUAUUCGAACAAGGAACGGACGAAGUGCAGUCCGCCUUUAAAUACGCCAUGCUUAACCAUAAUCUGAAUGUGACUCUGCGGAGGUUCGAGCUGCAAGCAUAUGUGGACGUGAUAAACACCGCGGAUGCAUUCAAGCUGUCGCGCCUCAUUUGUAACCAAUUUUCAAGAGGAGUCUAUUCGAUGUUAGGCGCUGUUUCGCCCGACUCCUUCGAUACGCUACACUCGUACAGCAACACCUUCCAGAUGCCUUUCGUGACACCUUGGUUCCCUGAAAAAGUCCUGACUCCGUCGUCUGGCUUUUUAGAUUUUGCGAUUAGCAUGCGGCCGGAUUAUCAUCAAGCCAUCAUUGAUACCAUACAGUUUUAUGGCUGGGAUAGGAUUAUUUACUUGUACGACUCACACGAUGGAUUGCUUCGGUUGCAGCAAAUUUAUCAAGGCCUAAAGCCCGGAAAUGAGUCCUUUCAGGUCGAGAUGGUUAAAAGGAUUGCCAACGUAACAAUGGCCAUAGAAUUUCUCCGGACGUUGGAGGACUUAAAUCGAUGGUCAAAGAAGUACAUUGUCCUCGACUGCCCCACAGACAUGGCCAAAGAAAUUGUUGUUAGUCACGUUCGGGAUAUGUCUUUAGGUCGGAGAACCUAUCAUUAUUUGCUGAGCGGUCUCGUCAUGGACGAUAGAUGGGAGAGUGAAGUUAUAGAAUAUGGUGCUAUUAAUAUCACAGGCUUCCGGAUUGUGGACACAUCUCGACGCUUUGUCCGAGAUUUCUUCGAUGGCUGGAAACGCCUGGAUCCGGUUACCUCGGUCGGGGCCGGAAAGGAAUCCAUAUCAGCGCAAGCAGCAUUGAUGUAUGAUGCCGUUUUCGUGCUAGUCGAAGCUUUCAAUAAAAUCCUGCGGAAGAAGCCGGACCAAUUCCGCAGCAAUAUCCAGCAGCGACGUAGCCAACCGUCCAGCAAUUCGACAGGGUUCAGUAUGGCAGUGAGCAGUAAUAAUAACGGAGCCCCAGUGAGUCGAGGACUAGAUUGUAACACGGCCAAAGGAUGGGUCACACCCUGGGAGCAUGGAGAUAAAAUCUCACGAUAUCUUCGAAAAGUGGAGAUAGAAGGACUCACGGGCGAAAUUCGAUUUAGUGAAGACGGUCGACGGCAGAAUUAUACGUUGCACAUAGUCGAGAUGACUGUGAAUAGUGCAAUGGUCAAGGUGGCGGAAUGGUCCGAUGAAACAGGAUUCACCCCCAUUUCAGCUAAAUAUGUCCGGUUGCGACCAAACGUGGAAAUAGAGAAAAAUAAGACUUACAUUGUGACCUCACUUAUCGAAGAGCCAUAUCUUAUGCAGAGGAAAAGCAGACCAGGAGAGGAGUUCGAAGGAAAUGAUCGCUAUGAAGGAUACUGCAAGGAUUUGGCGAAUUUAAUUGCUAAGAAGAUUGGAAUAGUGUAUGAAAUUCGGAUAGUGAAGGAUGGAACGUACGGUGCUGAAAAUCCAAAUGUGAAAGGAGGUUGGGAUGGAAUGGUCGGAGAGUUGGUUCGAAGGGAAGCAGAUAUCGCAAUUGCAGCCAUGACCAUAACAGCUGAACGGGAGCGAGUUAUUGACUUCAGUAAACCAUUCAUGUCGCUCGGUAUUUCGAUAAUGAUUAAAAAACCCAUCAAGCAAACACCAGGAGUGUUCAGUUUUUUGAAUCCACUGUCACAGGAAAUCUGGGUCAGCGUCAUAUUCAGUUAUAUCGGCGUCAGCAUAGUCCUUUUCUUCGUUUCAAGAUUUUCACCGUAUGAAUGGAGACUGAUUCAGAUAACAGGUGAAACCCACGAGCCGAUUGCAACACAAACAACAACAUCAACUACAACUGUAAAUGAAUUCAGCAUCCUGAACUCCUUCUGGUUUGCUUUGGCCGCAUUCAUGCAACAAGGAUGCGAUUUAUCACCCCGAUCAGUAUCUGGACGAAUAGUUGGUGCCGUUUGGUGGUUUUUCACACUAAUCCUGAUUUCUUCAUACACUGCCAACUUGGCAGCCUUCCUAACAGUUGAACGGAUGAUAACACCCAUAAAUUCAGCGGAGGAUUUAGCAACACAAUCUGAGGUCGAAUACGGGACACUCUUGCAUGGAUCAACGUUCGACUUUUUCAGAAGAUCGCAAAUUCCACUGCACACUAAAAUGUGGGAUUAUAUGAAUGCCAGGAAGCAUGUUUUUGUCAGUACCUACGACGAAGGAAUCAGGAGGGUGAGAACGUCGAAAGGAAAGUACGCUUUGCUUGUGGAAUCACCGAAAAAUGACUAUGUGAACGCAAGGGAGCCGUGCGACACGAUGAAGGUGGGCAGGCAUUUGGAUUCAAAGGGAUUCGGAAUUGCCACACCACUCGGCUCGCCAUUAAAAGAUCCAAUUAACUUAGCUGUGUUAUCCUUGAAAGAAAACGGUGAACUAGCGAAACUCAUGAACAAAUGGUGGUACGACAAAACCGAAUGCAACACUCGUGAUAAUCAAGAAACCUCCCACAACGAGCUCUCACUAAGUAAUGUUGCCGGCAUUUUCUACAUUCUCAUCGGAGGCCUCCUAGUAGCCGUGAUAGUGGCCAUAAUUGAAUUCUGCUUCAAAAAUCGCUCGAGUCAGCCGCAGCAAAAUCGCAACGCCCUAACAGAUGCCAUGCACUCAAAAACCAAACUUUCAAUACAAACCGGCCGUGAAUAUGACAACGGACGUGUCGGGUACUAUCCGACGUCCCAACUAAGUGCACCAAGCGAAACUGAGACCCUUCACAUGAAUGCCCAUACACAGGUUUGACGCGAGCAUGCGCAGGAUUCGCGUUUAUGACGAACACCCUGCGCACCAACAAUUCGACGAAUUAUGGCCAACAGCCGUCAGGAAACUGAAAAGAUAAUAAGCCACGAAAAUCUGGCGCAUCAGAAUAAUACGCUAACUCGUAAUACAACAGCAUCACCCUACGUGGGGAAUACUUAAACCAAAAGAUAGAAAACAAGACAGAAACUGUAGGGAUUAGUAAGUUGAUUCUAAACGUUAAGGAACAUCGAUUGUUGAUUCGAUUUAGUAGCUAAGUAUCUUUAAAAUCCAUAUCUGCAGCAGAUAUGUGGAAACUCACAAGACUCAAACAAGCCAUAAUCAACAGCAUCAUUUGUAAUAGUAUUCGAAAAAAAAUCUUCAAUUCAAAUUGGGAUGAGGAGACAGGUCAAACACAAAGAAAUGUAUAGACGCGCUGCCAAAUGAUAACUUAGACUUAUAACGAGAAAAAAAUGAAUUUUCGAAAUCUAUUUGCUCAACGGCUGUAGGAUAUUUCACUCGAGGAAGUUUGCAACUGAAGUAUUUAAGAUAGCCCAAUCAAAAAUUGUAGAUAGUUUUAGUCGUGAGGUUGGAGUUUUAGUUUGUAUUUUUAAGUUCUAUUAGUUGCAAAAUUUGUGUAGGGAUAUGAGCACGAUAUUGACAAAAUGGUUCUUAAGAUAAGGACUACUACUGGUAUGAUACGUUUUACAAUACUGGCUCAAAAAUCUCAGUGUCAACUACACCCUUAAAAAGAAGUUCCGACGGUCAUUGUAAAGAGAUUAUUUGGUUAGUAUCUACUUUGUACUGGUCAGGUUUUAAUAGCUGUAAGCAAAAGUGUAAGAGUUUGCAACCCUUGCAGUGCAUUGCAUCCCUAGGUACCGCAACUUAUUUGGCCCUCUGUCUUUUUUGGAAUCAAAUACCUUUUCUUUCCUCGAAUCCAAAGAUGAAAAACACUGAGUUCUCGGCUUAGAUUGUUCGGCUAUUUACGGUUCCAGUUCACCAACCCGAACAACUAGCGUGAAAGGAUAGAUUUUGAGAGGUUCCUACCUAAAGGCCUAACUACAUAACUACGCCUAACCAUUAGCCUAUGUAUAAUGCAUGUCAGACAUUCUUAA
This is a messenger RNA of Hermetia illucens (black soldier fly), 4543 nucleotides long. Its product is annotated as glutamate receptor 1-like. The record is from RefSeq and is a predicted model, not a curated record. The transcript has 15 exons. Lineage: Eukaryota; Metazoa; Arthropoda; Insecta; Diptera; Stratiomyidae. Gene Ontology annotation, molecular function: transmitter-gated monoatomic ion channel activity involved in regulation of postsynaptic membrane potential; glutamate-gated receptor activity. Gene Ontology annotation, cellular component: plasma membrane; postsynaptic membrane. Gene Ontology annotation, biological process: monoatomic ion transport; modulation of chemical synaptic transmission; synaptic transmission, glutamatergic. Bases 567 to 3434 code for a protein of 955 amino acids.